This is a messenger RNA of Lachancea meyersii CBS 8951, 1410 nucleotides long. The record is from the annotation of a GenBank genome assembly. Lineage: Eukaryota; Fungi; Ascomycota; Saccharomycetes; Saccharomycetales; Saccharomycetaceae.
AUGGCCUACGCUCUAUCAGAAUCCCACAAACAAUUAAUCUCUUCGCACUUGAGCGAAUCGGAUCCUGAGGUCGAACAGAUCAUCAAGGCCGAGAUCGAGAGACAAAAGCACUCUAUUGUGUUGAUUGCCUCCGAAAACUUCACCUCGACUGCUGUUUUCGACGCUCUAGGAACUCCCAUGUGCAACAAGUACUCGGAAGGGUACCCGGGCGCCCGUUACUACGGUGGUAACGAGCAGAUCGACAAGAUGGAGCUGUUGUGCCAGCAAAGAGCCCUAGACGCCUUUGGUGUGUCCCAGGACAAGUGGGGUGUCAACGUGCAGACUCUUUCCGGGUCCCCUGCCAACUUGCAAGUGUACCAGGCUUUGAUGAAGCCCCACGAGAGACUCAUGGGUCUGCACUUGCCAGACGGUGGUCACUUGUCGCACGGUUACCAGACUGAAACCAGAAAAAUCUCUGCUGUCUCUACCUACUUCGAAUCUUUCCCUUACAGAGUGGACCCAGCCACCGGUAUCAUCGACUAUGACACUUUGGAACAAAACGCCAUCUUGUACAGACCAAAGAUCCUUGUCGCCGGUACCUCCGCCUACUGCCGUCUCAUCGACUACAAGAGAAUGAGAGAAAUCGCCGACAAAGUCGGUGCGUACCUAAUGGUCGACAUGGCCCACAUUUCCGGUUUGAUCGCCGCUGGUGUGAUCCCAUCGCCUUUCGAGUACGCCGACAUUGUCACCACGACCACCCACAAGUCCUUGAGAGGUCCUCGUGGUGCCAUGAUCUUCUUCAGAAGAGGUGUCAGAUCCGUGAACGCCAAGACCGGAAAGGAAGUCUUAUACGACUUGGAAAACCCAAUCAACUUCUCCGUCUUCCCAGGUCACCAAGGUGGUCCUCAUAACCACACCAUCUCUGCUUUGGCCACUGCUUUGAAGCAAGCUGCCACCCCAGAGUUCAAGGAAUACCAGACACAAGUUUUGAAGAACGCCAAGGUUCUAGAAGAAGAGUUCAAGAAAUUGGGCUACAGACUCGUCUCCGACGGAACCGACUCUCACAUGGUGCUAGUCUCCUUGAGAGAGAAGGGUGUGGACGGUGCUCGUGUUGAAUACCUAUGUGAAAAGAUCAACAUUGCUCUAAACAAGAACUCCAUUCCAGGUGACAAGUCUGCUUUGGUCCCAGGUGGUGUCCGUAUUGGUGCUCCAGCCAUGACCACCAGAGGUUUCGGUGAGCAAGAUUUCGCCAAGAUUGUUAGCUACAUCGACAAGGCCGUCCAGUACGCUCACAAUGUUCAGCAAUCUUUGCCAAAGGAAGCCAACAGACUAAAGGACUUCAAGACUAAGGUUGAUGAGCUUUCUGGCGAUCUAGAUUCUCUGAAGCAGGAAAUCUACCAAUGGGCCGGUGAAUUCCCAUUGCCAGUGUAA